AACAAAUCCCACUCGUUCACCACAAACAACAAACACACGCACAACAAGAGAAAGGGAGAGAGAGAUGCCGAUGACUCUUUUUCUACUUCCUUUCAUGCUCAGCCUUUUCACCAUCAAAGCUGCUGCAUCCACCCUCACCACGAGCAGACAUUACUGCUCCAACUCAAGCACCUUCACUCCCAAUAGCACCUACCACACCAACCUCAACCAUGUUCUCCAUGAUCUCGUCUCUGAUGCGUCUGGCAAUAAAAGGUUCUUCUUCAAUUCGAGCGAAGUGAGCUCGAGCGAGGCCGUCUAUGGCGGCUUUAUGUGCAAAGACGAUGUCUCAAAGAAAGAGUGCGAAGAAUGCGUCAAGAACGCGAGCCUCGAGAUAACCCGUGUGUGCCACAUGACCAAAUUCUCCGUCCUGUGGUACCAUCAGUGCAUGUUGUGUUACUCCGACGCGAAAAUUUCCUCGACCAUGGAGGCGAAAACUUGGUUGGACAGAUAUAAUGAAGAGAACAUAGAAAAGCUGGAUGACUUCAUGAAGCUACUGAACAGGACGAUGGUUCAUGCAGCAAGAAAGGCUGCUCAGCAUCCUCCUAGGAAGUAUGGCUAUCGCGACGCCAAGUAUACUCCGGAGAAAAAAAAACACAGAUUCUGGAGCAGCUCAAAAGGGGAAGUGCACCUUCCAAUGAUAAUAUUUGCUGCAAUCCUCACCGCAACCAUAGGAUCAACGCUACUAUUUUACAAAAUAGUGUGGCAUCUUUUAAGGGGAAGAAGAAGAAGAAGAGUUCUAAGAAGGAACGGUGAAAGUCGUAUCGAAGAAGAUUCGAUUGUUAGGAGGCAAAUUUCUGAACUCCAUUCCCUGCAAUUUGAUCUGCAAACAAUAGAAGCCGCCACAAAUAAGUUCUCGAACGACAACAAGUUAGGGGAAGGUGGAUUUGGCCCGGUUUACAAGGGUACACUACCCGGUGGCCAAGAAAUUGCAGCAAAGAGGCUAUCUAGGAGCUCUGGACAAGGAGUCACGGAAUUCAAAACUGAGGUUGAACUAGUAGCCAAGCUUCAACACAGAAACCUAGUGAAGCUACUGGGAUUCUCCAUGGAAAGAGAUGAAACAAUACUAAUCUAUGAAAACGUGCCCAACAGGAGCCUCGAUCGCUUGUUAUUUGAUCCGGAGCUCAGUGGACAGCUGGGUUGGUCAGCACGUUACAAGGUAAUAUUAGGGGUGGCGCGUGGACUGCUGUACCUUCAUGAAGAUUCUAGGCUUCGAAUUAUUCACCGUGAUCUCAAAGCCAGCAACAUUCUGCUAGAUGCUGACAUGAACCCAAAAAUCUCAGAUUUUGGCAUGGCCCGGAUCUUUGGUACUGAUCAGACUCAAGCAAGUACGAAUAGAAUCGUAGGGACAUAUGGCUACAUGUCUCCUGAGUAUCUGAUGUUUGGACACUUCUCGGUAAAAUCUGACGUCUUCAGCUAUGGUGUGUUAAUGCUAGAGAUUAUAACUGGCAAAAAGAACAGCCAAUUCUUCGCGCUGGACUCUGAUGAGGGCCUGCUAGGCUACGUUUGGAAGCACUGGACUAACAGAACGCUGUCGGAAGUGGUGGAACCAGCUUUAAGUAGUGCUUACCCCAUGAACGAAGUGAUCAGAUGCAUGCACAUUGGCCUGCUGUGCGUGCAAGACAACAUGGAAGACCGACCUACCAUGGAUGCAGUUAUUCUCAUGUUAAACGGCGAGUCUAUUAGCAUCCCAGUUCCUCAAAGACCUUCAUUCUUCUUCCCAAGUAAGAAGUACAAACUGGCACCUUGUGUUCUUAACUCAGAUCAAUCUACCAGCAAAGUUGACCAAUCUAAUAGCAAGAUAACGCCGUCGUGGUUUGCGAGUGACAGUGGUUCUGUUGAUCGAGGUCCAUGUAGCCAAGAUUUUGAGGCUAUCGUUCAGAUCAAUUCUGUUUAGAUUUUACCGUAUAAAUCGUGUGGGUACACUUUAUAGCUGUAUGAAAAUCGAUAUAUCUUCAUUGCCAGGAUUCCGGCUUAUUUUUUCUAGUAGGGGGAAUAACAGAAUGGCACAGGAAUGAGCAAUUACAUUUGCUCAGAAGAAUUAGGCAAUUAGAUUGUGAUUAACAUUUAGACUUUAUAAUAUGGUACAAUUGUGACAAGGAGACUCGAGUUAUAACAGGAACUUGGUUUUUCCAUAUCGUAUGUGGCUAGAAAAAUUUUCGAGUCAUACCCACAGAAUGGCGCUGCCUAUUCUGGUGUCU
Syzygium oleosum is the source of this 2237-nucleotide messenger RNA. RefSeq names its product cysteine-rich receptor-like protein kinase 19. Gene Ontology annotation, biological process: protein phosphorylation. Lineage: Eukaryota; Viridiplantae; Streptophyta; Magnoliopsida; Myrtales; Myrtaceae. Gene Ontology annotation, molecular function: protein kinase activity; ATP binding. The coding region runs from base 65 to 1933 and encodes 622 amino acids. The record is from RefSeq and is a predicted model, not a curated record. The transcript has 7 exons.